This is a messenger RNA of Artibeus jamaicensis (Jamaican fruit-eating bat), 1685 nucleotides long. RefSeq names its product olfactomedin like 3 (gene OLFML3). The record is from RefSeq and is a predicted model, not a curated record. The transcript is spliced from 3 exons. The coding region runs from base 1 to 1221 and encodes 406 amino acids. Gene Ontology annotation, biological process: signal transduction. Lineage: Eukaryota; Metazoa; Chordata; Mammalia; Chiroptera; Phyllostomidae.
AUGGGGCCCGGUGCUCCUCUCCUCAUCGUGCUCCUUCUGUCGUGGUCGGGACCCCUUCAGGGACAGCAGCACCACCUGGUGGAGUACAUGGAACGCCGACUAGUUGCCUUAGAGGAACGGCUGGCCCAGUGCCAGGACCAGAGCAGUCGGCAUGCCGCUGAGCUGCGGGACUUCAAGAACAAGAUGCUGCCGCUGCUGGAGGUGGCCGAGAAGGAGCGGGAGGCCCUCCGAACUGAGGCGGACACCAUCGCUGGGAGAGUGGACCGUCUGGAGCGGGAGGUUGACUAUCUGGAGAUGCAGACCCCAGCUCUACCCUGCGAAGAAGUUGACGAGAAAGUGGCGGGAGGCCCCGGGACCAAAGGCAAGGGCAGAAGAAAUGAGAAGUACGAUAUGGUGACAGACUGUGGCUACACGAUCUCUCAGGUGAGGUCAAUGAAGAUCCUGAAACGGUUCGGGGGCCCAGCUGGGCUGUGGACCAAGGACCCCGUGGGAGCCGCAGAGAAGAUCUACGUGCUAGAUGGGACACAGAACGACACAGCCUUUGUCUUCCCGAGGCUGCGUGACUUCACCCUUGCCAUGGCAGCCCGGAAGGCCUCCCGCAUCCGGGUCCCCUUCCCCUGGGUCGGCACGGGGCAGCUGGUCUAUGGCGGCUUUCUUUAUUACGCCCGGAGGCCUCCCGGAGGACCCGGAGGGGGCGGCGGGUUGGAGAACACUUUGCAGCUCAUCAAGUUCCACCUGGCAAACCGAACCGUGGUGGACAGCUCCGUGUUCCCAGCCGAGGGCCUGAUCCCCCCGUACGGGCUGACGUCACACACGUACAUCGACCUGGCAGCUGACGAGGAGGGCCUUUGGGCAGUCUAUGCCACCCAGGAGGACGACAGGCACCUGUGUUUGGCCAAGUUAGACCCACAGACACUGGACACAGAGCAGCAGUGGGACACGCCGUGUCCCAGAGAGAACGCGGAGGCUGCCUUCGUCAUCUGUGGGACCCUGUAUGUCGUCUACAACACCCGCCCUGCCAGUCGGGCCCGCGUCCAGUGCUCCUUUGACGCCAGCGGCACCCUGAUGCCGGAAAGGGCAGCGCUCCCUUACUUCCCCCGCCGGUAUGGCGCCCACGCCAGCCUCCGCUAUAACCCCCGAGAGCGCCAGCUCUAUGCCUGGGAUGAUGGCUACCAGCUCGUCUAUAAGCUGGAGAUGAGGAGCAAAGAGGAAGAGGUUUGAGGAGGCAGCCUCGUCUUACAAAUCUCCCGUCUCCAUACAUUUAUAUCCCCACUAAAUUUCCUGUGCCUCAUUAUCCUGACGUGGGCAAGUUGUAGUUCAAAUCUCGUAUUUCCAGCCAAUGGAGGCCAGGUUCUCAGGGCCUCUUCAUUCCGUAUGGGAUCUUGAGUAGUCCUUUUGGAGCUAAAAGAGGAGAGAAACCCUAAGGGCUCACUCUUCUCUCCUGCCCCACGUCAACAAAUUUCAGGCCAAAGAUGACCCAGAACCAGAGCUCCGACCCUCGUAUGGGGGCGACCCCAAUGAGAGGCAACAGGGUAUUUCUUGCCUCAGUGUGAGCUGGAGGCGAGAGGACUGGGAGACAAAUUUCAACCCUUGCCGUCUCUCCCUUUGGCGCCCUCAAGAAUGGGACUUUUCUCCACCUUGUCUUGUACUGAAGCGUCUUGCAUUAAAAGGAAAAUCCACUGCUC